Symbiodinium natans is the source of this 3564-nucleotide messenger RNA. The record is from the annotation of a GenBank genome assembly. NCBI's taxonomy places the organism in Eukaryota, Dinophyceae, Suessiales, Symbiodiniaceae.
AUGUCUUGGCUUCCGUUGCCAUGGCUCCCGCUGCUCGUAGCACUGCUGAGCACAGAGGGCUCGGCACAGAGAAAGGUGGUUUGUGCUCCCAACUGCCGCUCCUGCACAAAAUCGUAUACCUGCGAUCAAUGUUUGGAUCCCUUCGCCCUGAAGUCGGAUCGGACGUGUGGACCCUGCAGCAGUAACUGCCAGAACUGCAGGAAUUGGGGCCCUGGGAAGUGCGACGUCUGCAGUGUGGGCUACGGAAGAACAUCUUCGGGGCAGUGCCAGAGCUGCGCCAGGGACUGCAUCAGCUGCAGCUACGCGGGCGCUGGGAAGUGCGACUCCUGCAAGAGCGGCUACGAAGUGACACGCGCCGGCGAGUGCAAGACAUGCGCCACAAACUGCCGCGACUGUCGGCAGGCAGGCGGCGGCCUCUGCGACGUCUGCAAAUCCGGCUACGGCCUGACGCCGGGUCAGACCUGCGACACUUGCGCCCGCCGGUGUCAAAGAUGCGAGCGAGCGGGAGCCGGACGCUGCGAUCUCUGCAGCUCUGGAUACGAGCUGUCACGCACAAAGACCUGUCUCAAAUGCGCGCCCAACUGCGAAACCUGCGCCAAUGCUGGAGAGGGCAAGUGCGAUCGCUGCAAUGACGGCUAUGGACUCACUGCCGACCAGGUUUGCAAGCCAUGCUCUGACGGCUGCAUCUCCUGUGCAAAGGCAGGGGGCGGUCGCUGUGAUCGCUGCAAGGACAGGUAUGCCAUGACCUUCUCCAAGACUUGUGAGGCGUGCGCCCCACAGUGCAAGAGCUGCCUGAGAGCUGGCCCCGGGCUUUGCGACCAGUGCCAGGCACCAAAUCUGCUCACCCGCAGCCAGAAGUGCGGGCCAUGUGCAGCGAACUGCCAGUCUUGCAGUAUCGGGUUGACCUGCGACGUCUGCAAUCCGCAGUAUGGCCUCACAGCAACCUGGGAGUGCGACCACUGCUACUGGAACUGCCGAACCUGUCGCAGGGCAGGGGCUGGGAAAUGCGACGAGUGCGAGCCAUUCUACGUCCUGACUUGGGACAAGAAGUGCAAGCCAUGUGCCGAGCACUGCAGCAGAUGCGAUCGGGCGGGGGCAUACAAGUGCGACAGCUGCAAUCGCGGGUACGGGCUCACGUCAGACUCGACUUGCGCACCUUGCGCCGCCGCGUGCCAGCAUUGCGACCAGGCUGGCGCGGGGCGUUGUGAUGUUUGCAAGCCGCGGUUUGCGCUUUCGCCAUCCAAGCUCUGUGAGCCCUGUGCGGACAACUGCCUGAGCUGUGGGAAAGCCGGCCCUGGCUUGUGCGACGAGUGCGAGUCCCCCUUGGAACUAACGCAGUCGAAGAAGUGCGCGCCCUGUGCUCCCAACUGUAAUGGCUGCAAGAAAGCCGGCGGCGGCUUCUGCGAUGUGUGCGUGCAGGGCUAUGGGCUCACCCAAGACAAGAUGUGUGGGCCUUGCGAUCCUGUAACGAAGCGGUGUUUCAGCUGCAACCGGGCUGGUGCCGGUCGAUGCGAUGCAUGCAAGCAGGGAUAUGAGCUUUCAAAGCAAUCGGGCACCUGCAUGCAGUGCGCCGAUGAUUGCGUCACGUGCCAGGCUGCUGGCGAGGGGAAAUGCGACUCGUGUGCCACGAGGUUUGCACUCGAUUUGGGCAAGACAUGCAAACCCUGUGCCGCGCAUUGCGUCGCCUGUACCACAGCCGGCCCGGGCAAAUGUGAUCGAUGCGACGAGGGCUACGCACGAAGCCCUGACCAGUCAUGCCUGCCAUGUGCUUCCAGGUGUGUGGAGUGCAAGGUUAGAGGACCGGGAUCCUGCGACGAUGGUGGCUGCGCGGCACCCUACGAGCUUACGCCCCAGCACCAAUGCGCACCCUGUGCUGAUCACUGCCUCAGCUGUAAGCAGGCUGGCGGUACGCUGUGCGACUUCUGCGAUGACCAGCACGGGCUCACUCCGGAAAAGAAGUGCGGGGAAUGCGCUGAGAACUGCGUCUCUUGCAAGAAAGCUGGUGCUUACAAGUGCGACGAUUGCCGGGAGAACUUCGUCCUUACUCCUCAGCAGACUUGCGCGCCAUGUGCCAGCAAUUGCCUGCGCUGCAUCAAUGCUGGCCCCUACAAGUGUGAUGCCUGUCGGCCGUUGUACGGCCUGACCGACCAAAGUACCUGCGACAAGUGUGCUCCCUCGUGCCGAGACUGCUCCACAGCUGGCGCAGGGAUGUGCGACGUCUGCGAUUACAAGUACGGCCUGACCUCGUCCAAGACCUGUGCUCCUUGCGCCGCGAAUUGCCUUGGGUGCGCAAGGGCGGGCGGCGGCCUCUGUGACAGUUGCGAGCACCGCCACGUGUUGACACCGAGCAAGACCUGUGCGCCUUGUGCUACGCAUUGCGACCACUGUCAGAUAGCCGGCUCUAACAAAUGCGACGUGUGCGAGUCCAAGUAUGGCCUCACUGACAAGCAGGAGUGUGAGAGUUGCAGCCCAAAUUGCGCGCAGUGUGACAAAGCCGGAGCCGGCCGGUGCGACGCCUGCGAUCCUGAAUACAAGCUCAGCAGCUCUUCAACCUGCGUCAAGGAGUUCCCGUGGCUGACGGUGAGUUUGCUUCUUGUUCUCUUGGGAGGUGGCGUAGCACUCUGGGCCUUCUGCCGCCGGAGCACUGGGGCAAGGGAGCCCAACUUGCUGACUCCGAGCGCCCCCUUUACAUACACACCAAGUGCGGAGAUUCAGUUGGAGUCUCGGCCCCCCUCCGAUGUUGGCAGGUCGUAUGCGCCGCCCCCUGCCAACGGCGGUGGCCCACAUGUCGGCAACGGCCAACAGUCGCUUCCAGAUUUUGGGGCCAGCGCUCCACCUGCAAAGGAAGGUGUCCAGUCAGCCUCCCGGGCUCCAGAGACCCUGAGCUCGAAAGACCAGGCCCUUCAGGAGGCGAUCCUCUUCCCAAGCGGGAAGUGGAAGGGCUAUUACGUGCAGCUGGCGGAGGACAAGCUCUGUCCUGAGAAGCAUCCCCUGCGCGUGUUCAGCACGGAAAAGACCAUGUGGUGCAGCAAAUGCUCGGGAAGAAUCUCGUACGACUACCGGGCCUUCCGGAGCGAGGGGAACUCCAGCUACGUCAUGUGCUACGAUUGCUGGGAGCAGCAAGAAGACCGGAAGGAGCACGCCUUGCUCGAGUUUGACAUGCACUUCUCGCCGGACGGAGGCAUCAGCGGCAGGGGCCAAGAUGACGUUGGGUCCUACAAGCUGCGGGGAAGGCACGGAAAGAGGGUCGGCUCCGUCUCCUUUGCCAAGGUCUACAGCUCCCAUGAGGUCCAGUAUCAGGGCCAGAUGGUCGGCGCGAACUUAGCGGCGGGCAUCAAGGGUACCUGGCACAUCCCCGACGACUCUGGCGGCAUCCACGCGGAUGACCCCAUCAACAACGACGUCUUCCACCUUUGGCCUGCUCAAGACUGGGAUCCAUCUGCGGUGAAGGGCGAAGGCUUCCGCGUCAGUGAGGACACGGUCUGCUGCGUCUGCUUCGACAAGCCCAUUGACACCGUCCUGAGGCGGCUUCGGGAUGCCGAUCCAAACUCGCCAGGGCAGUGA